AUGCAGCAACCUGGUCGCCGUCCUGCUCGUCGUCGCCCUCAUGCUCGCCGUAAGCCGCGGUGGUCAGAUAAAAGUGGUUGGAGACGACUGCCCGGCAGUCAGCACCCCGAUAAUGGACGAUCAGUAUCUGUCGCUGGUACCCGUCCUCGGCCGCAAGUACAACGAUCAGCCCGUCGGAGCGUGUCCGUUGACACGUCACGACCGGCCACGCGCAACCACCAGAAACGUUCAGCGAGGCCAGCCGGUCAGCGAUCUUGUGUGCGCCCGUUGUCGGCUCCGUCCACCGGCCGUUCCCAGUCACCUCAACGAAUACCGAAAACCGGUCGUAGUACUUGGACAUAUGGUCGACUGGCGCACUACGAUAUGCUGAUAGAAAGUCUUCACACCACAUCCUCUGAGCUGUGGGUUUCGUUAAUGAAUAUUUUCUUUAACUAUGUAUUAUUUUGUUCGUGA
Molecule: messenger RNA, 453 nt
Organism: Macrosiphum euphorbiae (potato aphid)
Lineage: Eukaryota; Metazoa; Arthropoda; Insecta; Hemiptera; Aphididae
Source: the annotation of a GenBank genome assembly